AUGUGUUUGAUCCAGAGAGAUUAAUACAGUGUCCGUAUAACAAACAUCAUCAAAUCAGAGCCUGCCGGUUUCCCUAUCACCUCGUGAAGUGCAGGAAGAGCUACCCUGAAGUUGCGAAGAAAUUGGCCACGUGUCCCUUCAACGCUCGCCAUCUCGUCCCUCAAGCCGACCUCAGCGAUCACAUAACGAAGUGCAAUGACAAAGGGUUCGUUGAGCGAGAUAUAGUGCAUCAGUCCAGUGGCUUCCAGGGGAAUGAGACAAGUACCGUGAGCAUGUGGCAGGCACCUCCAUGUGAAGAAGACUGGGAAGCAGAGUCGUUGGAGCAGUCAGCUUCUCCUUUUAUCUGGGGCUUGACCAACUCUGCCAUAAACAGGUAG
Apaloderma vittatum (bar-tailed trogon) is the source of this 377-nucleotide messenger RNA. It is a transcript of the gene GTSF1, whose product is annotated as gametocyte specific factor 1. The transcript has 4 exons. NCBI's taxonomy places the organism in Eukaryota, Metazoa, Chordata, Aves, Trogoniformes, Trogonidae. The record is from RefSeq and is a predicted model, not a curated record. The annotation marks the transcript as partial.